GUUCGAGCUGCAAGCAUGUCUGGCAGAGGCAAGGGCGGGAAAGGACUCGGAAAAGGAGGCGCCAAGCGUCACCGUAAGGUUCUCCGCGACAAUAUUCAGGGCAUCACCAAGCCCGCUAUCCGCCGUCUGGCUCGCCGUGGUGGAGUCAAGCGGAUCUCCGGCUUAAUCUACGAGGAGACUCGCGGAGUGCUCAAGGUGUUUUUGGAGAACGUGAUCCGUGACGCGGUCACCUACACCGAGCACGCCAAGAGGAAGACCGUGACUGCUAUGGACGUGGUUUACGCUCUCAAGAGGCAGGGCCGCACUCUGUACGGUUUUGGCGGCUAAACCAAUUGCGAACUAACUACACCCUAAAGGCUCUUUUAAGAGCCGCCUAAACCA
Synchiropus splendidus (mandarinfish) is the source of this 381-nucleotide messenger RNA. RefSeq names its product histone H4. Gene Ontology annotation, cellular component: nucleosome. NCBI's taxonomy places the organism in Eukaryota, Metazoa, Chordata, Actinopteri, Syngnathiformes, Callionymidae. The transcript has a single exon. The record is from RefSeq and is a predicted model, not a curated record. The coding region runs from base 16 to 327 and encodes 103 amino acids. Gene Ontology annotation, biological process: nucleosome assembly. Gene Ontology annotation, molecular function: DNA binding; protein heterodimerization activity; structural constituent of chromatin.